Molecule: messenger RNA, 1551 nt
Organism: Penicillium robsamsonii
Lineage: Eukaryota; Fungi; Ascomycota; Eurotiomycetes; Eurotiales; Aspergillaceae
Exons: 6
Coding region: 1-1551 (516 amino acids)
Biological process (GO): transmembrane transport; carbohydrate transport
Cellular component (GO): membrane
Molecular function (GO): carbohydrate:proton symporter activity
Source: RefSeq, a predicted model, not a curated record
AUGCUGGAGUAUGGCUUCGACAAUGGCGAAAUUAGCGGCUUCCAAGCCAUGACUGGCUUCCUACAAGUCUUCGGCUACGAGGAUCCAGCUGUGCCCAGUGGUUGGAACAUUGCGGCCGGUCCUCAACAAAUUAUCUCGUCAUUCUUGCUUCUUGGCUCCUUCAUUUCAUCCUUACUGGCAGGUGUAUUCAGUCGCUAUCUUGGGCGUCGACACUGCGUGAUGCUCGGAAUGGUUAUCUUGAUUAUAGGAGUCACUGUGCAGAUCGUGACGACCAGCUUGGGCCUUCUUUACUUCGGUCGGUUGGUGACUGGCCUCGCCAACGGACUAAUCAUGAACUUCACAUUCAUGUACAUUGCUGAAAUGUCUCCUGCUCACCUGCGAGGCGUUGCCUAUGCCCUCGCAGCUGGUUGGGUGACUUUAGGCAGCGGUAUCGGAGCCGUCAUUAUUAACAAGACAUCGACAAUGAUGAACCGUCUCUCUUAUCAGAUUCCGCUCUAUACUCUCUAUUUUCUCCCUGUAGUGAUGCUCGUGGGUCUAUUUUUCCUGCCAGAAUCACCUCGCUGGCUCCUACUACAUGGUAGAACCGACGAGGCAUUGAAGUCUCUCACUUGGAUCCGCGCAGAUGCCUGUGAUCGGUUUGAGGUGCUCAAGGAAUUCGAAGAAAUGAGACUCAAUGUUGAGCGGGAAUUAGGCAGCGAUACCAAGGCGGUCUUCUUCCAACAAUUUAGCAAGCGCCAUCUCCGCCGCACCCUUAUCAGUAUCGGAAUUGGCUGUGUGAACCCGGCAGUCGGUGGCAUGUUUGUCAUGGCGUUUACGACUUAUUUCAUGAAAACUGUUGGUGUUGAGGACCCCUUCAAAUGGAGUAUCGUAGGACAGUGGGUCGGAUACUUCGGCCAACUCAUCUCAUACCCAUUCAUCGCCAUUCUGGGAAGAAGAACUAUGCUUCUCAUUGGAGUCGGCACCUGCAGUGUAUCUAUGCUGGUGCUCGGAGUCGUAUUCCAAGUUUCGGCCAGCCAGUCUGUUCGCGCCGGUUGUGUCAUCUUUUUCAACACCUUCUACCACUUUGGCUUCAAUUUCGGUGUAGUUGGUCUAGUAUACAUGGUAUCGGGUGAAAUUCCGGCACAAAAUCUUCGAGCUUGUACAGCUGGCCUGUCUAUUGGAAUUGGGUUUAUCUUUGCAUGGUUGACCGCAUUUACGGCUCCCUACUUCAUCAAUCCCGCAGAGUUGAACUGGGGUGGCAAUUAUGGUAUGUUUCUGGUUACCACAGCUUCCCCGCGUGAAGAGCAAAUAUUAACAGUAUUCAAAGGAUUUAUCUGGUUUGGCUCCAGUAUUGCUACAAUCCUGUUCAUCUAUUUCUUCGUCCCUGAAGUCCGGGGUAGAUCACUUGAAGAGAUCGAGGAGAUGUUUGAUAAAAAUGUCCCGGCCCGAAAGUUCCAGACUUAUGUCUGCGAGAGCGUGGAGCUGGCAAACAUGGAAGCGUCUAAAGAUUUGGAUCAUGAGGAAGCAAAGGAAGGACAGAUUGAGCACAUUGAGGUCGCUUCUCGCACUUGA